Mauremys reevesii (Reeves's turtle) is the source of this 2614-nucleotide messenger RNA. RefSeq names its product allantoicase (gene ALLC). The record is from RefSeq and is a predicted model, not a curated record. Bases 23 to 1300 code for a protein of 425 amino acids. Gene Ontology annotation, molecular function: allantoicase activity. Lineage: Eukaryota; Metazoa; Chordata; Testudines; Geoemydidae. The transcript is spliced from 12 exons. Gene Ontology annotation, biological process: allantoin catabolic process.
GUAUGGUGCAACCCCCUUUUUAAUGCAAAAGAGCAAAGAAAUCUUUGUGAAUCUAAAAUACAGGUGCGGGGGCCUUUCUCAAAGGGAUGGAAGCUGCCAAUGGAGAGGAAAGAUGGCUGCUCAUUUCAAAGGAGAAAAAACUCAAGUUUUACCUGAGUUUCUACAACUGAAUGACUUGGCGUGUGAAGCUGUAGGAGGAAAGAUUAUAUUUGCAACGGAUGACUUUUUUGCUCCUGCGGAGAAUCUCUUAAAGAAGGAGAGUCCAGUUCUUAAACCAGACGAAUUUACUGAUUAUGGCAAGUGGAUGGAUGGAUGGGAGACAAGGAGGAAAAGGAUUCCAGGACACGAUUGGUGUAUUAUCCAGUUGGGAGUACCAGGUAUUGUCCGUGGAUUUGAGGUAAACACAUCUUUCUUUGCUGGAAACUGUGCUCCUCGUAUAUCAAUUCAAGCAGCAUGUCUGACGCAAGUGGAUUUACCAGAGUUUUGGCCAAGAGGGGACAGGAUAGGAACUGCAGCUUCAGAUGAAGAGUUAAAAGCUGUCAAGAAGAUGAAGUCAGAUGAAUGGACUCUUCUGGUUCCUAUGAAAGAGUUGAAACCAAGAUACCUUGAUACUAGCCACAAUUAUUUUUCUGUCAGUUGUAAGAGGAAAUGGACUCACAUAAGGCUCAAUAUCUAUCCAGAUGGUGGGAUUGCACGUUUCAAAGUGUAUGGUGUUGUUCAGAAAGACUGGUCAGCUUCUGGCCCAAAUGACUUGGAUGACUUGGUGGCAAUGGAGAAUGGAGGUAUUUGUGUUGGAUUUAGCAGUGCUCAGUUAGGCCACCCAAGAAAUAUUCUAGGGCUAGGAAGAGCAUCAUCCAUGGAAGAUGGUUGGGAAACAGCGAGAAGACCGGACAGGCCACCAGUUUUAAAAGCUGAUGAGAAAGGUAUCCUCCUCAUGCCAGGGAGUGAAUGGGCAGUUUUCCGGCUGGCACAUCCUUGUGUAAUAACUCACAUUGAAAUAGACACUAAUCACUUUAAAGGUAACUUUCCAGAUACUUGCAAACUCGAGGCCUGUGUUUUGAACACAGAAGAAGAAAAAGAUUGUAUAACACAGAAAUGGAACCUUAAACAGAAUCCAAAAUGGAACCCUUUGCUUUCUGUUACAAAGCUUAAGCCUAACAAGAGGCAUUUCUUUGAUGGAACGGCCCUACAAAUGCAGGAUGUAAUCACUCAUGUGAGACUCGUUAUUGUUCCUGAUGGAGGUGUAAGUAGGAUGCGUCUCUGGGGUUUCCCACGGACUCUGCUUUAUACAAGCAAAUGAAGAGUAUUUUCUAAAAAAGGCUUUAAGGGUUAUAGAAUGGAUGUUCACUUUUCCUCCUGUUAUAGAAACUUGAAUAUAUUCAUUGAAUGGUACACAUGCAUUAAACUAAGCAUGACUUUUUCCCAGCAAUAAUUCAAACAUAACAAUUCUGUAUGUAUUAUGGCUGUACAAUAAUACAGUGACUUCUCUACUCCUAGGAAAAUAAUGAAUGGAAUAUAUUUUUGCUGAAAUGCAUUUUUUGGGGAAAAUCAAUCAAUGAUAACACAGUGCACCCCUGGGUGAUCAUAGCUCAUCAUUAUUUUAACCACUAUGUAAAUCCACUAAUUACCCUAAAAUGCACUGCCUGCAGUGUCUUACUGGUGAAAAGAAAUGGCAUUUUAAAAUAAAAAUAAAUCAGAGACAGGCUCUGCUUUAUUGUUAUGUCUGUCUUAAUUAUAAGCCAGUCAAAAAGCUCUACUUAUGUUCUACUGCUUUCACUCAUGUCCCAUAUAUAGGCAUUUCAUAAUUAUUCAUUAUAUAAAUUAUGUAUUCAUAAGCAUCUCUACAGCCUAUCCUUCUGAUAGUACAAAGUGCUCUCCUGGAUUAUUUUGCCAAGAUUCCAAACCCUAAGAAGAAAGACGGGUUGAGUCUCCCUGUCAACCUCAAGUUUGUGUGUGUGUCAAUAUAUUGGUGGAAUUUGGAAACAUAUUUCUUUAUGAAAACACAUAAAAUGAUUUUAAUCCUCCUUUUCCUUGCACUUUUUUGCUGUAACCUAACACCCAAAUAUUGUCUGUUUCUCUACCAGCCUAGGCUAAGAUUUUCAAAACGGAGUGCUUAAGGUUAUGUUGCUAAAUCUAUAUUUAGCGAUCCAAAUCAGUGACCUGAUUUUCAAAAAUGCUGAGCAUCCCAGGGUUCUCUUUGAUGUCAGUGGCAGCUAUUGGGUGCUCAGCACUUAAAAAAAUCAGGUCACUGAAUUUAGUGCCUAAAUAUGGCUUCAGAAGCAUAGUUCUAAACACUCAGUUUUGAAAAUUGUGACCCUGGGCCUAGAUUAUACUGAAUAAGGCAACAUUUCUUUUGGAGAGAAAAAAGUGCUUAGCAUGGGGCUGAUUCCACGUGGCAUGGCGAGGUUUUUUGUGUGAUGGCACAUGAUCACGAUAUACUGCAGAUAGGAAAAGGUGGCCCCAAGUACUGCUUUGCUUUCCUUACUCUGGGCACACACCUGCCUUGUUCCCUAUGCACCUCUCAUUUGCACCAUGGCUUCUGGGUGGAAGUGCUGUGAUGAUGAUGGAGAAUAGUUGGGGCCAUGGACAGGCAUCCUUAGGGUGUGUGUGUGUG